Chenopodium quinoa (quinoa) is the source of this 2296-nucleotide messenger RNA. RefSeq names its product glucan endo-1,3-beta-glucosidase 14-like. Gene Ontology annotation, biological process: carbohydrate metabolic process. Gene Ontology annotation, cellular component: plasma membrane. Lineage: Eukaryota; Viridiplantae; Streptophyta; Magnoliopsida; Caryophyllales; Amaranthaceae. The coding region runs from base 527 to 1705 and encodes 392 amino acids. The transcript is spliced from 4 exons. The record is from RefSeq and is a predicted model, not a curated record. Gene Ontology annotation, molecular function: hydrolase activity, hydrolyzing O-glycosyl compounds.
UUGCAAAAAUGCAAAUUGGGAUACAAUAUCUAGUUGCAAAUAAAAAACAAUACUACAUAAUAUGUCGGUAAAAUGAGCAAGAAACAAACUUUUGGCAUCUCUAUAAAUAAAAGAGGUUAUAAAACGUUGAGUAAAUAAUUUACUCGUAGAAGAAACCUUCCCUCUUCCCUUGUAUACGUUACACAUUUCCCAUUAUUGCAAGAUCCACAACUUACCAUAUUUACAGUUGGUGGUCCAUUUUUUUUUUUUUUUAUAAAAUUUCAUAUUUCAUAUACUUCCUCCUCUUGCGCCCACACCAUCCUCCUCCUCUUCUUCCUUCCAUCUUUCUUUCUCCCAUUAUCAGAGGAGGAAGAAAGAUAAUAAAUGUGAGACGUACACUACUAAACUCAUUAAGGUGCCACCCAAAAAUUAUUCAUUUUUAAUUAACAGAGGAAGUUGAAGGUUCUUAAUUAUCUUUGUAAUUAAGGCGGUAAUUAAUAAGGGCGGUGAUAUAACAGUGAAUUUGAAGUGGGUGGCACAGAUUUUUAUGGUUAUUGUUAUCAGAUCUGCCAUGGCUAAUUAUACCUCAUUUUUCAUCUUCUUCUUCUUCCUUAUUUCAGGAUCAAUUUUAAGAAUUGAUGGCCUAGGAGUGGGAAUUAACUAUGGGCAAAUAGCCAACAACUUGCCCUCCCCAAGCCGAGUAGCUAUCCUACUACAGUCCAUUCAAGUAAGUCGGGUCAAGCUAUACGAUGCUGACCCGAAUGUCCUUAUGGCCUUCGCUAACUCGAAUGUCCAAUUCACAAUCGGGUUAGGAAGCGAAUACCUGCAAAACAUGACCGACCCGUCUAAGGCCCAAGCUUGGAUACAAACCCAUGUACAACCUUACAUUAGCCAAACCAAAAUUACAUGCAUUGUCGUAGGUAACGAAGUUUUAGGUGGGAGUGACACACAAUUAAUGUCAUAUUUGUUCCCUGCUAUGAAAGGUGUCUAUUCUGCCCUUAAAUCUCUUGGUUUAACUAACCAAGUAACUGUCACAACUGCCCAUUCUACAGCCAUAUUGGCUACUUCUUUCCCUCCGUCUUCCGGGGCGUUUAAACCCGAGUUGGCCCAAUAUCUCCAACCCAUGUUGAAUUUCCAAUCCCAAAUCAACUCCCCGUUUUUCAUCAAUGUAUAUCCGUUUUUCGCCUACAUGGGCAGCCCGAACGAAAUAUCCUUGGAUUAUGUCCUUUUUAGGCCUAACCAGGGUAUGACCGACCCUGUCACAAACCUACAUUACGACAACAUGUUAUAUGCACAACUUGAUUCAAUCUACGCGGCUAUUAAGAAAAUGGGUCAUACCGAUAUUGAGGUCCAAAUAUCAGAAACGGGUUGGCCGUCGAAGGGUGACCCAAAUGAGGUGGGGGCCACAGUCCAAAAUGCAGCAACCUAUAAUGGUAAUUUGCUGCAAAAGAUUGAGAAGCAAGAGGGUACCCCUGGUAGGCCUGAUGUGCCAAUUACAGUAUAUGUUUUUGCUCUUUUCAAUGAGAACUUGAAACCUGGACCUUCUUCUGAAAAAAAUUAUGGACUAUAUUAUCCAAAUGGUAGCCCUGUUUAUAAUAUUGGUUUGCAAAGAAGUUAUCUUCCACAAUUUUACAUUUCUUCUGGUUAUCAUAAGAGAUCAUUAUUGGACUUGUGUAAAUUCACAAUUUUGUCGAGCUUAUUUACGGCGUUAUUCAUAUUUGCUUGAGGAAUGUUCACAUUUCGUUUAUACUAAAUUUGGGGAAGGAGGAUGGAAUUAUUAGAAAGGGGAGGGUACAGUAGAGGAAGGCUACAAUUUCCAAUACAUGUGAAUUAACAAGUGCAGAACAGUUUUUUUUUUUCCCCCUUCUUUUUAUUUGAAGUUCAUCACCAGAUUCAUUGCCCAGAAAGCUUAGAUUAGCAGACAUUAUUUUACUGAAACACUUAAAAUAAGGUCCUUAAUUUUUUUUUUCCUUAAUUAGAAAUGCAGACAUUGCAGGAUUUAUAUUAAUAGUAAUAGUGUCAUUAACAUAUAUUAUAAGCAAAUUAAUUCUCUUGGCAGCCAUCUUAUGACACCAAGCUUACCUUUAGCUUAGAAUCUUACAUCUUUUGAUACUUGUAAUAGUUAAGUUAAUGAGAAAAUUAGUGGUUUUUUUUAUUGUUAAAGUCAAUUUUGUUGUUCUUAUCUGAUCUAAGUUUUCUACUGUAUUUUUAUUUUUUUGGACAUUUUUUGCUAGGGGGAGUUACUUUGUAUAAACAGCUUUUUCUUUGAUUAGUGAGAAAAAAGGAUGCUUUUAUUAGGCAAUUAAGCAGAUAUAAA